CAAGAUGCAGGGCUGAGAAGUGGGAACACUCCCCUGAGAGUUGAUUUUUUCCUUGGAAAUCUGGAAGCUCCUUAACAUAGUUUUCUAGGCCCCAUUUACCUGAGUUCAAAUCUAAGGAGAGUGUGACCUCAGGAAGCUGCAAGCAGCUAAUCAAGGAGGCAGCGGUGGGAGGAUAAAGUCCAGAUUCCUUCCAGCAAGUAUAAUCUCUGGCGAGCGUGCGUGCACAAGCCGUUUCCUUUUUCAGUUUUGCUGCUGGAGCUGUUGCAGAAGGAAGCCCCAGAUCCUUUUUACUGCUACAUCUUUUGUGCUAAAGGAGAGAGAAGGAAGAGUCAGCUGUGGAAAGAAGGAAUUUCGGGAGAGGAGAGAGCGGCUGGCCGGGCUGCCGGGCGGACGGUGGUGGGGAGGCGGAUGCUGGCGGUCAGGAGAGAUGCGUACCUAGAGCCAAGAGAGAGGCUGGGACAGCCAGCAAAAGGGAGGGGACAGCGGAGGUGCGGGAGCAGGCUGAGGGCUGUGCCCUGCCCGUCUGCGCUUGCCUCCUGCUGGUUUUAAAGAAAUGAAAGAGGCAUCCCUCUCCCUCCAAGUGGCAAGCACCCAGCUCUCUGGGAAAUUGAGCUGGAGAGUGAGAAGAGGAGGCAGCAGCUGAGCCCAGCGGCAGAAUGAGACUGUGAAGCUUGAAGCUGCUGCCCACUUCAUACAGGAAGGAUGAAGAUCCCCAGAGUACUUAGGCUGUUGGUAGAGCUCUCGAGUCUGUUACCAUGUCUCAGAUGCAGGGAGGCUCUCCUGGGAUCCCAGCCCAGCCAAAACCAUUUGCAGAGUGCAGCGUCCAGUGGGUGUGGCAUCGGACCUCUUGGGUACUACAAUGGCUCGUUGGCUGUCACUGAGGCUGGGGCAGAGUGCCUGAACUGGGCAGAGUUCCCUGAUUAUGUCCAGCAGUACCCAGACCGUGGCUUGGGGAACCACAACCACUGCAGAAACCCAGAUGGGGGAACUACACCCUGGUGCUUCUUCCGACUCGCAUCAGGGGCCAUCAGCUGGGCUAACUGUGACUGUAACCAAGGUGCUGUGCGGUUGGCUGAAGAUAGCAGUGUGGAGCUGUACUUUGGUGGACUCUGGGGUACCAUCUGUGCUGACCUCUGGACUGACUGGGAUGCCAGUGUUGUCUGCAGGCAGCUAGGUCUCAGUGAGAUUGGCACAGCUGGGAAGAAGAAUCGUCCUGGACUGUGGCCUAUUCCCCUGCACCUGCAGUCAGCAAACUGCCAUGGGGAUGAGAAAACCCUCUUGCAGUGUGGCUAUCAGGAAGCUGUGUCAGGAACUUGUAACCAGGGAAGCGCCAUGGUAACAUGUGUCCCUCCAGAAGGUGUAGGUGCUCCAUUGCGUUUAGUUGGGGGAAAGGAGAGCUUUGAAGGACGGGUGGAGGUAUACCAUGAUGGCAAGUGGGGUACCAUCUGUGAUGACCAAUGGGAUGACCGUGAUGCUGAAGUAGUUUGUAGGCAGCUGGGACUCAGUGGGAACCCAAAAGCCUUGUCGUGGGCUCACUAUGGUCAGGGAUCUGGCCCCAUCCUGCUAGAUGAAGUGGAGUGCUCAGGCAAUGAACUCUCACUCGACCAAUGCAAGAAGAGUGACUGGGGACAACAAAACUGUGACCAUAUUGAAGAUGCUGGCGUCUCCUGUGACCCUUUCACAGAGGGCACUGUAAGGCUGACUGGUGGUCGCAGCCCCAGCGAAGGCAGGGUAGAAGUUUAUUACAAUGGAGACUGGGGCACAGUAUGUGAUGAUGGCUGGACAGAUCUCAGUGCCCAGGUGGUCUGCAGGCAGCUGGGCUUCAGUGGGCCUGCUACCCUGGCCUCUGAAGCAGACUAUGCUGCUGGCCAAGGCUUUAUCUUGCUGGAUGAUGUGGCUUGUGUGGGCACGGAGCUCUCCCUCCUGGACUGUCCCCAUAGCAACUGGGGGCAGCACGACUGCUCACACGCUGAGGACGUGGGAGUCCACUGUUCCCCUGAGAGCAACACAGUCACUGGCAGCCUCGGACCUCCUGUGCGGCUGGUGGAUGGAGAAAGCACCAAGGAGGGACGGGUUGAAGUAUUCCUGAAUGGGCAGUGGGGCAGCAUCUGUGAUGAUGGCUGGACAGACAGAGAUGCUACAGUAGUUUGCAGGCAACUGGGCUUCAGUGGUGCAGCAAAAGCCAGGGCAAUGGCUUAUUUUGGUGAAGGCCAAGGGCCCAUCCAUCUGGACAGUAUAGAAUGUAGAGGCACAGAGCACGCUCUGGGGCAAUGUGUCAGACCUGACUCUGGGAUUCACAGUUGCUGGCACAGUGAAGAUGCUGGUGUGAUUUGUGACUAUGUGGAAGAGAAGGUCCAGGAUAUCAGGAGAACAGGUCCAGAGUCCAGUGUGUGUGGCAUGCGCCUACUUCAUCGUCGCAAGAAAAGGAUCAUAGGUGGAAACAAGUCUCUCAGAGGUGGUUGGCCAUGGCAGGCCUCACUACGGUUGAAGGGUUUCCAGAGAGAUACCCGUCUGCUCUGUGGGGCAACACUGAUCAGCAGUUGCUGGGUAGUGACUGCAGCCCACUGCUUCAAAAGGUUUGGUGUUGAUGUGCGACGCUACCUGCUGCGGGUGGGUGACUACCACACAGCUGUGAAGGAUGAGUUUGAGAGAGAGCUGCCUGUGGAGCGGAUCGUCCUCCACAGGAACUACUGGGCUGGCAGCAACGAUAACGACAUUGCCCUGGUCCGAAUGCGAGGCAGAGAGGGGCAUUGUCUCUCCUUCAACAGCCACGUUCUGCCUAUCUGCCUUCCUGAUAAGAAAGAGAAGUCUGACAUAAACAGGCAAGCCUGCAUCAUCUCUGGUUGGGGAGACACAGGGAAAUCUUAUUCAAGAACACUACUGCAGGGGGUGGUGCCUCUUCUGCCACGGGAAGACUGUGAGGUCCGUUAUGGGCAGAAGUUCACGAACCGCAUGAUUUGCGCUGGGAACCUCUCUGAAGAUAAACGAGUGGACAGCUGCCAGGGUGACAGCGGAGGGCCACUCAUGUGCCAGAAGUCAAAUGGACGCUGGAUCAUUUUGGGAAUCACUUCCUGGGGUUACGGGUGUGGUCGGAAGGAUUCCCCUGGUGUGUACACAAAGGUCAGCAGAUACGUACCCUGGAUCAAGAAAGUGACCAAGCUAAAAUGAAAAUGUCUGAGCCCCAGGAACUUCAACUUGUCCUUCUCCCUGCAGCAGCUGAAAGCUGUGGCUUCUGGCCUGGGAAUGGUGGAAAUGUAUGUUUUUCUUUUGGACACUGGGAAAGUAAUUUAACAUAGAACUGGGAGAAAAACAGCUAUGGUUGAUUCUUUGGUCUCACUUUAGUUCUUAAUCUCUGAGCAGACAAAGCAAGUGCACACUGGUAGGACAAAUUAGCCUGUGUUGCUCUGACAACAAGUUUGAGUCCUGUAAUGCAAUCAAUGCUUAUUUCUUUGGCCCCAACACACGGAAAUGGUAGAAAUGAAGAUAUGCCUGUCUCUGUAAAUCUGUUCACCAGUUUUUGUAUGUUCACACACUUGAAAAUCACUGCAAAGACAGGUGAGAUGCUUGUAAGCUGCUGCAAGCUCUGGCAUACUUUUUCAUAACAUGUCUCUCUUCCAUUCCAGAAAUGAGAAGAUUUGACCUGAGCUGAGGAGCAGGCUAACAAUUGGCCUUUUUUUUCCCCUGAUAUGUCUCUAGGGGGAACCUUUUCUCUUCUGAAUAUUAGAUUCUAAAAAUGUCUGUCCCUGCAAAGAGGUGCUUGUCCUUCCAGCUGUAAUCCUUGUGCCACACAUUUCUGGUCAGAUGCUACGGCUUUAUUGCUGCUUUCUCAAAAUUGUGGUUCUUUUGUGGUUUGUUUUUUGUUUCUCCAUAAAGCAGCGUCUCCUGGAAUCAA
This is a messenger RNA of Tympanuchus pallidicinctus (lesser prairie-chicken), 3892 nucleotides long. Its product is annotated as neurotrypsin-like. Gene Ontology annotation, biological process: proteolysis. NCBI's taxonomy places the organism in Eukaryota, Metazoa, Chordata, Aves, Galliformes, Phasianidae. Gene Ontology annotation, cellular component: membrane. The record is from RefSeq and is a predicted model, not a curated record. The coding region runs from base 703 to 3168 and encodes 821 amino acids. Gene Ontology annotation, molecular function: serine-type endopeptidase activity. The transcript is spliced from 16 exons.